Nicrophorus vespilloides is the source of this 1872-nucleotide messenger RNA. Its product is annotated as disks large homolog 1-like. The record is from RefSeq and is a predicted model, not a curated record. NCBI's taxonomy places the organism in Eukaryota, Metazoa, Arthropoda, Insecta, Coleoptera, Silphidae. The transcript is spliced from 7 exons. Gene Ontology annotation, molecular function: protein binding. The coding region runs from base 1 to 1770 and encodes 589 amino acids.
AUGACUUUGAAUAAUAAAACAUCGGAAUCAGUGAUGCGGCAGGGAUUUGAACCUCUAAUUAAAUGGACGAUUCUUGCAGAGAGCACCUUCUGCGUUUCACUGGCAAAAGGCUCCAGAGGCCUGGGGCUGAGCGUCACCGGAGGCACCGACAGCGGCGGAUCCUGGCCCGGCCUGAUCCGCGUCAAAAGGCUGUUCCCACAUCAACCGGCCGCAUCCUGCGGAGUCCUCAAUGUUGGAGACCUCAUCCUCGAAGCAAACGGCAUCGCCUUAACAGGACUCACCAAUUACGAUGCUCUUGAAGUGUUGAGGACGACUGCCAGCCAGGUGGAAUUGAGGAUCUGCCGACCGCCUCCGGACGUUCUCAAUUGUGUUAGUCCGAUUUCUGAGGUACCGCCGCCGCCGCCACGGCGCGAGCCGCCCUCCAAUCUGAACCUGACGCCGGCCAACCUCAGCUCCGACGACGAUCAAUACAACGGGGAAUUCGAAAUCACAAUGAGGAAGAUACACGGAUCUUUAGGUUUCACGCUGAGGAAGGAGGAUGACAGCGCCCUGGGCCACUACAUCCGGGCCAUGGUCAGAGUUCCAGCACUCAACGACGACAGGAUUCGAGCCGGUGAUAAAAUCGUUGCUGUGAAUGAUGUAGAGAUUUCGUCUAUGACGCAUGAGGAGGCAGUGCAGUUCCUGAGGAAAUGUGGGGACCUGGUGAAACUGAGGCUGUACCGCGAUGCUGCACAAACACCGGUUGCGACGUUAUCCCCGACGGAAACGACGCCGCGCACCUCUUUCACACGAAAAGCACAACUGAGACAAGAAGCUGUGGACAUGCUGAACGACAUCGCCGUGCGAAAGUUGAUUCCAACGCAGCAGGAAUCUAUCAGAAAUAACAGCUCCCAAUCGCCGCAGUCGACGUCCCCGAGGCGCAUCCGAUCGAGACCCGUCUGUCCAUCGGACGCUUCUCAAGAGUACUACCCACCCGAAGAGCAGUUCCACGAAGGCCUUCUACAGCGCGGCGGUAAUCUUCCGCUGGAUGAGGAUUCCUUCAAUUCGCUCUUCAUCCAUGACGACGAAGAUCGUCCGUCUCGGCCCAUUUCCCUCGAACUGUACAACCCCAAUCAGACUCCAGUCGCGUGCCGCAAACCCAAGUUCAACUUCUCGCUAGCCCACAACGCCUACGAGCUGAACAAUUUGGAUGCGGAAAUACUGGACGCUCCGAAUCUUACAUACAAUAUGACCGAUGGGGCGAACAGUACCGAGGUCGAGCCUAGCGACAGCUUCCCCAAAGAGCCGGCCAGUAUGCCACACAUGCCCACCGAGGCGGCCACCUUCAGCCACAAGAAUCCAACUUACCAGAGCGCUCAUCCACCAUGCGGCCCGCAGGAAUCGAGGCCGCAGCCUCGGCAGGAGGAACCGGAAAAGAAACCCAGGCGGAAGAAGAGCAUCAAGGAACCACCGAAAACAGUGCCGGAAGAACCACAGAUUUUGGCAAUCGAAUUAACCCGAGGCUGGAACAGCCGGCUGGGUUUCAGCCUGCAAGGACCCACCGGGCAGACCUUCGUCAGCGCCGUGCACGCAGACAGCGUCGCCGCGAAGGACGGCAGGAUCAAGGUCGCGGAUCGCGUCAUCAAGGUUAACGACGAGAGCGUCGAAGGGAUGACGACCAGUGAAAUAAUCGAUCUUCUGAGGAUAGUUCGAGGACCCGUCUGCAUCGUCGUCUUUAGGAAUCCACCCAGCAGACCGGAGAAGGAAUCCUGCCCGAAGCAGGCGAACUGAAUGAAAAGCUGAAGGAAUUUAACAGGAACGAAGGAAUUAAAUAAAAUCCACGCAUUUAAAUAAGAAUUAGCUACAAAAUCUAAAUAUAUAUCCAAGGAGGAA